Poecilia latipinna (sailfin molly) is the source of this 453-nucleotide messenger RNA. Its product is annotated as band 4.1-like protein 3. The transcript is spliced from 3 exons. The annotation marks the transcript as partial. NCBI's taxonomy places the organism in Eukaryota, Metazoa, Chordata, Actinopteri, Cyprinodontiformes, Poeciliidae. The record is from RefSeq and is a predicted model, not a curated record.
CCCUCGCCCCACCAGCUCACUGAGAUCCGUCCCGGCUUCUCAAAAACCAGGAGUGAAGGUCUUCUCGCCAUAUCUGUGCCUGUUGGCGUUUCAGAAAAGAAAAACGAUGAAAGACGAUACUUCAGAUUCCUCUAGUGAUUUACCAUGACAACUGAAUCGGGCGCAGACUCUGAGGCCAAACAGCCGCAGGCGAAGAAGGAGGCAGAGAAGGGGAAAAGUAAAGCAGCGGCGGACCCUGCCUCGCCCCAGAACCAGCCGGAGCAGCUCCCAGCUGCAGUUGGACACAGCACCCCGGCCAGGAAAGAACAGGAGCAGCAGGAGGAGGACCAGGAAUCCCACAGGUCGUCCACAAGUCGUCUGUCCAGGUCUCCCCUGAGGGGCGUGAAGAAGGUGAAGAUGAUGCAGUGCAAGAUCGCUCUGCUGGACGGCUCCGACUACUCCGUCAACGUGGAG